Molecule: messenger RNA, 405 nt
Organism: Penicillium macrosclerotiorum
Lineage: Eukaryota; Fungi; Ascomycota; Eurotiomycetes; Eurotiales; Aspergillaceae
Exons: 2
Coding region: 1-405 (134 amino acids)
Source: RefSeq, a predicted model, not a curated record
AUGUCGGUGAGCCUCGCAAUCGAGGCCCUGUUCUCGGGGACCAACGAGCUCCGUCGCAUUGCCGUAGCAAUUACAACUCGGCAAACAUGUCCCUUCUAUGCAGGUCUCGCUCAGCUCGGAUGUGCUUCCCGCUUGAGGAGGUUUGGCUUUCGGCCCUCUAACGCGGGGGAGUAUAUUGUGCCCAUCACCAUCUCUGGCGCCAAGGCUGAUCCCCUUGACGCCUUUCCUAUCGGAGCUGUUGACCCCACACCUUCUUCAUUCUCCUCUCGCUCAAAUGGAACUCGGGAAGCAGUCACGCUGAAUGGGCGAUCGCUCUGGAAAGGCCAUUCAACCGGCUUGUGCGACCGAGCACUGUUCAGCUGGCGAUCCUUGGAGCCUCCGCCAGGCCCUGAUUGGUUUUGGUAG